CACUCACUUUUCACAAUCUGGCUUUUCCCUUUUUUACUACCUUUUUCUUUUUCUUUUCCCUUCUUCUUUCCUUCCAAACAACCUUUUUUUCUUCGCAGUGGCUCCAUUAAGAUCUCAUUUUUCUUACACAUCUUAUUCUUAUUAAUACUACUUUGGAUCAUGCCAUUUCGUUGCAAGUGUGGAAGAACAUUUGAAAAGCCUGAUUCGUUUUCCACGCACACGUCAGCGUGCGCGCCUUUCCACCGACGCAUGUCAUCUUCGACCACAACCGGAGACACAUCUCCACCUUCGCCACAGACCAUGACCUCCCCUGAUUUCAUGCCCAACUUUAUGCCCACCGCAUUAUCGCUGCACAAUGCAUUCGAAGGAGUUAGAAGACGAUCCAUGUCCUACGGACAAGCAUGGAAGUAG
Molecule: messenger RNA, 411 nt
Organism: Radiomyces spectabilis
Lineage: Eukaryota; Fungi; Mucoromycota; Mucoromycetes; Mucorales; Radiomycetaceae
Exons: 2
Coding region: 160-411 (83 amino acids)
Source: RefSeq, a predicted model, not a curated record